UUAUAUGGGCAGGGUCAGGUUUAUACUCGCCUCCAGCAAAGUCUUUCUUUUUUAUGCAAUAAGCUUCUAUUGUUGGUUCUACUUGCAUUUGCUUAGCAUCUUCUAGAAACUGCAUCCUGCUAUUGCCUGGUGCCUACUUAAGUUGUUUCUUCUCCUUGAUUAGUCGGCGUAUGAUCAACUCCUCGCAUCAGAAAUUGAACCUGCUGCUACAUCUAAUAAUUUGCUUUGCUUGACCUAAUAAGUUGGUUAUUGGUGUCCACCGGCCUUUUGCUAUUUAUUCGGCUAAUUAUGCAGGAAAUAAAUGCUGCAAUUGCCUAGUGCACGUUGUUUCUUCUCCUUAGUUGACGCAUCAACUCCUCGCAACAGAAAUUGAACCCGCUGUUGCUAGUAAUUUGCUUUGCUAGGCACAAGUUGGUUGCCAGUGUCCAACUUUACUUAUUUCUUCUGCUAAUCUAGCACGCAUCGUAGAGCGGAGAAAGGAGAGGGAACAUCGGAGAAGAUGAAAUAUUAGGAAGAGGGGUUAGAAGUAGAUAAAGAUUACGAAGAGAAUGGAAAGAAAAGGCAUGGUAAUAUGAUAUAUAAUCUUGUAGGGUUUUAUGCUUUUUUAUUUUUUAUUUUACUUGUUUUAAGUCUUUUGGGCCUAAAAAUAGACCCUCAGUGCAGUUGAUCUGGAGGCGCUAAUCGGACAACGGCUAGGGCUCCAAAGAAUUGAGCUUGCAACUAGAUUUGCUGUUACUUGUAAUUUGCUUAGUUUAAUUUGGUCAUCAUCAUCAAUUUCUUCAGUUUCAUCUAUUAAACUUACAGCAUCUUCCAGGAAAUGCACCCUGCUAUUGCUUAGCGCCUAUUUAAGUUGUUUCUUCUCAGUUGGCUCAUCAACUCCUCGCAUCGGAAACUGAACCUGCAGCUACUUCUAAUAAUUUGCUUUGCAAGGCCCAAGUUGGUUAGCAGUGUCCAACUUUACCUAUUUCUUCUGCUAAUCUUGCAUUAAAAUACCCAUCAAUCAAACCUCUCUUUAUCAGAAAGAUCAGGUUUGCAAUUGCAAUCAAGAACUGUUGCACGCUACUUGUAAUCUGCUUGGCCCAAUUUGUCUGUGUCCAAUUUCUUGAAUAACUUCUUCUAGACCUGCAGGCCACAAAACUGAUUAUAAAAAAGAAGAGUUUUAAGGGAAGUCGAUGGUUGACGCUCAUGUCUUCUGCCUUGGGGAACGUGCAAAGCUGGAAAAAGCUAGGCCCCAGCCAUGGUCUCUCAUUCGUGGGACUGUUGGUUGUCGCGGUGCUGAACCGACGUGAAGGUAAGGGAGAAGCAUCGGUUCGUUUAGCUACUCACGGAGAAGAUGGAUUCUGGCGACCGGCAUACUGUCGUCGGUGCUCUGUUGAUGUGCGCCGUCUCGAUCGUAAAAAAGGCAUUGGCCAGAAAAAUAUUAACAAAAAGGGUAGAGAAUCAUGGCAAAAACUUAUUUUUAGUUUCUUAUUUUGUUAAGUUUAAAAGGUUUAAUCUUCCACUUUAUUAAAUUUAUGAGGAUAAA
Messenger RNA from Rubroshorea leprosula, 1525 nucleotides. The record is from the annotation of a GenBank genome assembly. NCBI's taxonomy places the organism in Eukaryota, Viridiplantae, Streptophyta, Magnoliopsida, Malvales, Dipterocarpaceae.